Molecule: messenger RNA, 2682 nt
Organism: Chaetomium fimeti
Lineage: Eukaryota; Fungi; Ascomycota; Sordariomycetes; Sordariales; Chaetomiaceae
Product: kinase-like domain-containing protein
Exons: 1
Coding region: 489-2666 (725 amino acids)
Biological process (GO): protein phosphorylation
Molecular function (GO): protein serine/threonine kinase activity; ATP binding; protein binding
Source: RefSeq, a predicted model, not a curated record
GGUGCUGUGUAACUCUGGUCUCAUUUUAUUGCCUUCCACUGUUCAGCUGAGUGAUGAAACUCCAUAAACCGGCCUCUAUUGAUCUCACGCACACGUAAAACCUGCAACCUCCUUCGUGACCCCCCCAUAACGACUAUCUCAUCGCCCCCGUCUCACUCGGUAUCGUGGCUUCCCCUUCUUCCUCGCGGUUCAGCCCUCUUCUUCAUGCCCUCCCUUUCUCCCCUUCCUCCCCCUCGCGGCCGCCCACCAGGCAACGACAACACCUCACUCUCCAGGUUGUUUGGUCGCGGGCCUACCUCCAUCCGUUACAGCAGUCCUCAGCAACCAUCUCGCUGUGUGACCGGCCCAUCAUGGAACCCCCUUUAUGUACUCAUGCCUGCGGGCUUAAAACCUCGGGCAACCCAGAGGAUUGUGCAUCUUGCGGACCUUUAUCUCAUCGCAUCCUUUCAUCUCACUAUUAUUGCACCUCCUCCACUGUACUACAUUAGAUGGGUCUUGACGAAUACAUCGUGGGCGGGCGCAAGGUUCUUGCGUCCGACCUGAUCCUCACACUAACGGUACCGGCCUUCGAAGGCUGCGGUCCCUUCGUCGAGGCCAACCGUUCCCGUAUCAGCGGGAAUUCGCGUCCCGCGUUGCCCGACCGCCGCGAACGAGGCAGAACUGAAGAACGCGACUUGUCCUUCACUAUCGUCCUGUCCUUCUCCAACCCCCCAGGCCAAUCGCGAUCCCACUUCGUCAUCGGCCGUGACCCCAAGUGCUGUGACGUCGUUUGCACUUCUCCUGCGGUCAGCAACCAACAUAUCAAGUUUGCCGUCGAAGGAGAUCACGUCGUCUUGUACGAUGUCUCCUCGCGGGGAAGCAGCCUGGCUCUGGGUGACCGCGGAGGGCAGCGGACAUGGCCAAGGCCCGGCACUCCGUACAAGUGCAUCCUACCUCGGGGUUGCGCCAUCACCCUUGAACUUGGGGAUAGCUUGGUAUUCCGGGUCCGAGUUCCUCCCUGCAGUGGCCCUGAACUUGAUGGAUUUCGCAAAAGGCGCGACGCGUUCCUCGCCAACUGUUCUGACCUUGGAGCUUUGAGCAUCGCCUCUCAGGUACCAACAGCAGUCGCAACCCCCUCGCGCCCGGCACCCAAGAAGCGGCAACAUAUGUACUGGUUUGGGAAGGAGCUGGGGCGGGGUUCGUUCGGCACCGUGUAUAUGGUUCGCCGUUUGCAGGACUGGGCUGUCUUCGCCGCGAAGCAGAUUAUCGAAUUCAACUCUGAAUCCCAUUCCAUGUCCAAAUCCAACCUUGGGCCUGCGACCAGACAGUCAAGUGGCUCUGAAACCGACAGAAGAGGCCUGAGAAGGGAGAUGGAGUCACUGCAAUCCCUCAGGCACGAACGCAUCGUCGGGUAUGUGGAUUGGUACGAAGACAUACCAGGCCGCUGGAUUCUCGUCAUGGAAUAUUACCCGCACGGCAACCUCCAACAGAUGAUCAGGGAUCAAAAAAAGCCCUUCAAGAAGUCUGAAAUCGCCGAGAUUCUAAAGCAGACGGCUGAAGGAUUGCUUUACAUCCACGGCCGAGGCGUCACACACCGAGAUCUCAAGCCUGACAACAUCCUCCUACGCAGCAAGAACCCUCUCGCCCUCGCCCUAACUGACUUUGGCCUCGCCAAAAGAAAAGGGGGCGACUCUUACAUGAAGACAAUGUGCGGCACCCUGGCUUACAUGGCUCCCGAGAUGUGGGAAUGUGAGAAUUACACCAAUGCCGUGGAUAUCUGGGCCCUCGGUGUUGUUGGGUUCGCGCUUAUUAAGAAUGGGCUGCCGGCCUUGCCAAAAAGCCGCUAUCGCAUCUAUUUCCAAUUUGUUUUCGACGAGAUACAGGUCAUGUUUGACCGGGAUCCCAAGGAUCGGCUUGUAGGCAACGUUAGGAAGAUGCUGGCUCAAGAUCGUCACGAUCGACUCCCGGCAGCCGAGUGCAUCGAGGACGCGAACGAGUUACUCGACUCUCUGCGCUCAUCCCAGACAGCAGUCCCGGCGGCGGCUCCAACGCCUUCAUCAAUCCAGAACCAGAACCAGGAUGGCCAGUCUAGCAGCCGGACGGUCCGACCGUCUGAGAUUCGAGAACUUGAAGAGAGAUAUUUCCAGACGUCAAGAUUCCGAGCUGCCGCCGCAGCUGCUGUGGAUACGACACUUCCGGUACGGAAUUCCACCCAGAAACGAGGUACUGACGCUCUCCCACGGUCCAACUCGCUGGAAGCACCGUUGCCCAAGUUACCCCGUACCAAGGUACGGAAUCACAUGGAACAGCAGGGUCCCAGCGCCCCGCAACGUCCCAACAACACUUCGGCCACAGCUGGGCAGCAUGCCCCGGAAAAAAAGGGCGCCGGCGUUCUUCCGCAGCUCAGGCCCACGAACACACGACGGACCGAGCAGCCUGUCCUCGCACAGAAAAGGGUAGCGGGCCACCAAUUGCGGCCCGACUCACCGAACUCAGCGGUACGGAAUCCGUCUCUCACGGAGAAAACAGUUCACAGGAUGCCGGUUCUUGUCGAGGAGAAGGAGCAACCGCCCGGGCAAAAGGGGCAUACCAGCGCUCCACCGACGAUGACCAGACCAAACAACGUAGCGGGUGUCGCAGCGAAGGCCAGGGGGAGCACCGGAACGCAAAAUAACCCGACGAGGUGAUUUAGGUAGCUUUAGG